Molecule: messenger RNA, 664 nt
Organism: Manihot esculenta (cassava)
Lineage: Eukaryota; Viridiplantae; Streptophyta; Magnoliopsida; Malpighiales; Euphorbiaceae
Product: probable calcium-binding protein CML44
Exons: 2
Coding region: 137-589 (150 amino acids)
Molecular function (GO): calcium ion binding
Source: RefSeq, a predicted model, not a curated record
ACUUGAAAAUGUUGACUACAAAGAUACUUCAGUACCUGAGGAGAUAAGAAUCAGGGGCUUCAGAAUCAACAAAAUCGAGCAGAUCGAGAAGCAUUAUGGUGAACCUGGCAAGUUUGGCUUGACAGUUUGAAGCAAUAUGUGUCCUCUCAGCACAAAAGAUCUGCACAGGAUUUUCCAAAAGCUUGACAAAAAUAACGAUGGUCUCUUGAGUCUAGAGGAACUCAGCUGGCUUCUGGAGAGAAUCGGAAUAAAUUUCAGCCUGGAGGAGCUGCAGUCUUCUGUGGGAAAAUCGAGCCUCAACUUGGACGAGUUCUUGUUAUUUUACGACUCCAUAACCAAGCAAAAUGACGACAUAAAUGGGGAGAAGGAGGAGGAAGAGCAGGAUCUUGCUAAAGCUUUCAACGUGUUCGACCUCAAUGGGGAUGGCUUCAUUUCUUGCGAGGAGCUUCAGAGCGUAUUGGCGAGACUGGGAUUGUGGGAUGAAACCAGCGGAAAGGAUUGUAGAUAUAUGAUUCAUGUGUACGAUACAAACUUAGAUGGAGUUCUUGAUUUUCAAGAAUUCAAAAACAUGAUGUUGCAUGCUGAGUAGAUACUUCUUGUUCUUGUUCUUCAAUUCAUUCUUACAUCAUCAAUGUUCAGCUUAAUCUUAGUUUUAGAUUUUGCA